This is a messenger RNA of Colletotrichum truncatum, 945 nucleotides long. RefSeq names its product DSC E3 ubiquitin ligase complex subunit 3. Gene Ontology annotation, molecular function: protein binding. The record is from RefSeq and is a predicted model, not a curated record. Gene Ontology annotation, cellular component: Dsc E3 ubiquitin ligase complex; endoplasmic reticulum. Lineage: Eukaryota; Fungi; Ascomycota; Sordariomycetes; Glomerellales; Glomerellaceae.
AUGAGCACCUCGCGCCCCUGGACACCUCCUCUCCUCCUCAGAAUCCGAUUCACAACCUCCCUCCCAGACCUCGACCUCGACAUCCCGUCCCCGUCACAGACCACUGUAGCGGCCCUGAAGCAUCUCAUCCGCAGCCGCCUUUCUCAGCCCGACUCCCAGCGCCGUCUGCGCUUCAUCCAUCAAGGCAAGAUCCUUCCCGAUGGGUCAGCUCUCAGCUCCGUUCUCCGUCCCCUCCCACCGCCGCCAUCGUCAACCUCUACACCUACGACGCCGUCCUUUCCGGUAGGAUUGGAAGAUCCGAAAGGCAAGGGAAAAGCGAAAGCCCACGAUGCCGCGCCGCCACGCGUCUAUGUCAAUUGCAGCAUUGGCGACAGUCUAACCGAUGCUGAACUCGCCGCUGAAGCCGAGGCUGCCCUCCGUGCGCCUUCCGAUCGGGCCACGUCCGCUACUACAUCACCACCAGACGGCGCGGGCCAACGCCAACAUGGCGAGAGCCAAUCCCAACCGCAACGUCAGACCCCGCGUGGUUUUGAUAGGCUCCUUAAUGCGGGUUUCACGGCUGCAGAGGUAAACCAGCUCCGUCUUCAGUUCCGUGAGAUCCGAGCGGCGCAGUACACCCCCGACACCAUGCCCAGCCCGGAUACGAUGCGCUCGCUUGAGGACUCGUGGAUCGAUAGUAAUGCUGGCGGAGCUAUGCCCGGUGCGGCGGGUGCCGGUGGUGACGGCGGAGAAGGCGGCGGGGACGAUGCUUUUGGCGUUAUGGGCGGCAUUCUGGACGUGCUGAUUGAGGGCAUGGUUGUCGGGUUCUUCUGGCCUCUUGGGUGCCUUGGUUGGCUUUCGAGGGAGGAGAGUAUGCUUUCAGGGCGGUGGCAGGAUUUCAUCGGAUUUGGUGUGACGUUGAGCAUCAUCAUUGGCGUCAUCAGGGCGUUCUCAGGUGAUCGAUAG